AUGGGAUUUCUUGCAUUUCUUUCUCUUUCCCUGGCGGCCUUGUCUGCUACCAACGCGGCCCAGAUCCUGAGUGUCCCCAAGGGAGCUGACGUUGUACCCAAUGGCUACAUUGUAGUCAUGAAGGACGAUACCUCGACGCAAGACUUCUCGACUCACCGUGUCUGGGUGUCCAGCAUUCACCACAACUUGACCCGCCGCGGCCUGGACGGCGAAGGUGUGAAGCAAACUUAUGAUUUCGACAAUUUGCGUGGAUACAGUGGAAUCUUCGACAAGGAUACUAUUCGGGACAUUUCUAACGAUCCCAAGGUUGCCUUCGUUGAACCGGAUGCGGUCAUUAGCCAGCAUAUUGUGGUCCAGCAACGCAAGGCUCCCUGGGGCCUUUCUCGCCUUUCUAACCGCAGAGGAGGUCGCAACUAUGUCUUUGACAGUUCGGCGGGCUCCGGCGUCUGGGCCUACGUUGUUGAUUCCGGCGUUGACAUACGCCAUUCCGAAUUCCAGGGCCGCGCUGUCUGGGGCUCAAAUCAAGUUGACAACAAGAACUCUGAUGGAACUGGUCACGGUACCCAUGUUGCUGGAACUAUUGGAGGCAAGACAUAUGGCAUUGCGAAGAGGGCCAAAAUAAUUGCCGUCAAGGUCCUGAAUUCCGAAGGCAAGGGACCAACAAGUGGUAUCAUCGCAGGCAUUAACUGGAGUAUCAAACACGCUCGUCAACAUGGUAUGCUUGGCAAAUCCGUCUUGAAUAUGUCCCUCGGUGGUACCUAUAGUGCAGGUCUCAACCAUGCCACUGCCCAGGCUGUCAAGGCUGGCAUGUUUGUUUCCGUUUCUGCUGGAAAUGACAAUAUCAAUUCAAGCAACAACUCCCCUGCUUCUGAGAAAACUGUCUGUACUAUUGCUGCUAGCACCGAGGAUGAUGGCAAAGCAUCGUUUUCUAACUGGGGUCCAGCUGUUGAUCUCUAUGCGCCCGGCCACAAUAUCCUUUCUGCCCGCCCAGGUGGUGGAAGCCAGAUGAUGUCUGGAACUUCGAUGGCGUCUCCCCAUGCGUGCGGUGUUGCUGCAUAUCUCAUCGCUAAGGAAGGUAUUCCAGGUAACCGUGCCUGCUAUCGUCUCAAGCAGCUCAGCCGGCCUACAGUCCGCAACCCCGGCCCAGACACCACCAGCCGCCUUCUUUACAAUGGCAGCGGCCGUUAA
Molecule: messenger RNA, 1188 nt
Organism: Arthroderma uncinatum
Lineage: Eukaryota; Fungi; Ascomycota; Eurotiomycetes; Onygenales; Arthrodermataceae
Product: serine protease
Exons: 4
Coding region: 1-1188 (395 amino acids)
Biological process (GO): proteolysis
Molecular function (GO): serine-type endopeptidase activity
Source: RefSeq, a predicted model, not a curated record